Messenger RNA from Erigeron canadensis, 6449 nucleotides. RefSeq names its product E3 ubiquitin-protein ligase PRT6. The transcript is spliced from 18 exons. Gene Ontology annotation, molecular function: zinc ion binding; ubiquitin protein ligase activity. Gene Ontology annotation, biological process: protein ubiquitination; ubiquitin-dependent protein catabolic process via the N-end rule pathway. Bases 221 to 6223 code for a protein of 2000 amino acids. NCBI's taxonomy places the organism in Eukaryota, Viridiplantae, Streptophyta, Magnoliopsida, Asterales, Asteraceae. Gene Ontology annotation, cellular component: ubiquitin ligase complex; cytoplasm. The record is from RefSeq and is a predicted model, not a curated record.
GAGCCCUCAUUUAGGUUCUUUCUCAACUGCACUUGUUUUAACUUUCGUUUUCCAAGAUUUAUUUAUACUAAUACAGUACCUUUAUCUUUAUUAUAUUCAUUCACAACAAAAAAUAUAUAUCUAUAUAUGCAAUCGCAAGAGUGUCUCAGCGCUGGGGCGUUACAGUGGUAAAAUCGGCAACUGUUAUUGCGCCGAUUGGAUUCUUAAAUUUCUUUUCAACAUGGAAAUUGAUUCAGCUUCUCCUCCUCCUCCUCCCUCUGAAUCCAAUACCCCUUUUUUCUCUCCACAAGAUCGUGUUCUCAGGAGGCUUGCCCUGAUAAAAGUUCCUGAGAAGAACCUUGAGCAACUGCAGUGUGGGUUAAUAGCAUAUGUUAAAGAAUAUGAUUUUCGGUUACAAGAAAUCGUGAAUGCAGUUUUGCCAACUGAUACUGAAAUGGAGAGUGCUAUGGAAGCACAUGCAAAUCCUAUCAUUGAAGAUAUACUACAUGAAAGUAUGUGUUGGUUGCAGUGGUUAAUGUUUGAAUGUGAUCCUAAGGACAUGCUACAACGGUUGGCUUUGAUGAAUGUAGGGCAGCGUGGUGUUUGUGGGUCUGUGUGGGGUCAUAAUGAUAUAGCAUACCGGUGUAGAACAUGUGAACAUGACCCCACAUGUGCAAUUUGUGUCCCGUGUUUCCAAAAUGGUAACCACAAGGACCAUGAUUACUCCAUCAUAUACACGGGUGGUGGAUGCUGUGAUUGUGGGGACGUGACAGCAUGGAACCGCAGUGGAUUUUGUUCUAAACAUAAAGGAGCCGAACAAAUACAACCACUUCAAGAAGAUGUUGCAAAGAGUUUAGGCCCUGUUUUAGAUUGUCUUCUUGGUCGCUGGAAAAACAAACUAUCAUGUGCGGAGAGUAACCAUCAAAAUGGGCCUUCUUCUGAUGAUACUGCUGCAGAACCAAUAAAGGUUGCAGAUGUGCUAACAUCGGCAGUAGUUGACAUGCUUAUGGAAUUUUGUAAAUGCAGUGAGAGUUUGCUUAGUUUUGUCUCUGGAAGAUUAUGCUCUAUGGAUAGUCUAUUGGAUUUUCUUGUAAGGUCAGAAAAGUUUUUAAGCGUGGAUACUGUCCGUAAGCUUCAGGAAUUCCUUUUGAAACUGCUCAGUGACCCUUUUUUCAAGUAUGAAUUUGCAAAGGCUUUUUUAAAGUAUUAUCCGAUGGUCAUAAAUGAAGCUGUAGAACAGUGUAAAGAUGCUGUUUUCAGGAAGUAUCCACUACUGCCAACAUUUUCUGUCCAAAUCUUAACCGUUCCUACUCUAACUCCCCGUCUCGUUAAAGAAAUGGAUCUUUUAGCCAUGCUGUUUGAAUGUUUGAGCAAUAUAUUCAGUUCCUGUUCUCAAGAAGAUCAUCGAUUACAGGUUUCCAAAUGGGGAAACUUGUAUGAAACAACGCACCGUGUUGUCGAAGAUAUCCGGUUUGUCAUGAGCCACUCUACCAUACCAAAAUACAUAACAUGUGACCGGCGUGACAUUUCAAGAACAUGGAUGAAACUGUUGGCAUUUGUGCAAGGAAUGAGCCCGCAAAAAAGAGAAAUCAAUACUCAUAUUGAAGAAGAAAACGACAACAUGCAUCUGCCUUUUGUCUUGGGACACUCCAUUGCAAAUAUUCAUGCUUUAUUAGUGGCUGGAGCAUUUUCUACGGAAGAUGAGGCAGCUUCCACCAUAAAUAAGCAGGAUAUUGAUGAGCAAGAUGGUGUAAGACAUUCAAAGGUUGGCAGACUAUCUCAAGAAAGCUCUGUUUCUAGUGCGACCGUAAAGGGUUCUUCAUUAGAUUGUGAAAUGAAGAUGGUUGAUGGGGAUACUGAUAGCGUUGCAGUCUUAUCUUCAAUUUCAUGGUUGAUGUUCGAGUGUUUACGGGAAAUUGAAAGCUGGUUGAAAGUUGACAACCCGUUAGGAGGUGUUCCCACUCUCUUAAAUUUAAGAAGAAAUCACUUUUCUGGUAGUAAUUUCUUUCAGUUAAAGAGAACACUUGCUAUGUUUAGAAAGGGAAAAACUAUUGCUGCAGGUUUGGGUGCUCAACAUUUGACCGGGUCAAAUGAUACCAUUUCUGCAGGUUUUGGCGAUCAUCUUAUGGAAGGAGGAGAAUCUACAAACACAUUAGAGGUUUUGAGUUUGGCAGAUUGGCCAGAAAUUCGAUAUGAUGUGAGUACACAGGAUAUAUCAGUACACAUUCCAUUGCACCGUUUACUCUCGUUGGUGUUACAAAGAGCGUUGAAGAGGUGCUACGGUGAAUCUACGCUCCCAGGUUUGAUUGUUGCUUCUGCUGAUUCAUCAACCCAAUAUGGGGAUUUCUUUGGCCAUGUAUUAGGUGGUUGCCACCCAUAUGGUUUCUCUGCUUUUGUCAUGGAACAUCCUCUGCGAAUUAGAGUUUUCUGUAGUGAAGUUCAUGCUGGAAUGUGGCGGAAAAACGGAGAUGCUGCAAUAUUAUCUUAUGAGUGGUAUCGUUCUGUUCGCUGGUCUGAGCAGGGCUUGGAACUUGAUUUAUUUCUUCUACAGUGCUGUGCUGCAUUAGCUCCAGCAGAUCUUUAUAUUGUUAGAAUUCUCGAACGUUUUGGUCUCUCAAGCUAUCUUUCAUUGGAUCUGGAAAGAGCUAAUGAGUAUGAAGCAGUUUUAAUGCAGGAGAUGCUAAAUCUCAUCAUACAGAUAGUUAAAGAAAGGCGAUUCUGUGGGUUAACUACAGCUCAAUGUCUACAACGUGAGUUAAUUUAUAAGCUAUCCACUGGAAAUGCUACUCAUAGCCAAUUGGUUAAAUCCCUUCCUCGUGACCUUUCCAAAGUUAAUGAAUUUCAACAAAUUCUGGACACUGUAGCCGAAUACAUGUCUCCAUCUGGAAUCAAACAGGGAAUGUAUAAAUUGCGUUUAGAAUACUGGAAAGAAUUAGAUUUGUAUCAUCCUCGUUGGAACUCACGGGACUUGCAAGUUGCAGAAGAAAGAUACCUGAGGUUUUGUAAUGUUUCUGCAUUGACCAAUCAGCUACCAAAAUGGACGCAUAGUUACCCUCCUCUUAAUGGGAUAGCAAAAGUAGCAAUUUGUAAAACAGUUCUGCAGAUUACCCGAGCUGUUCUUUUUUAUGCACUUUUUACUGACAAGUUGAUGGCAUCACGUGCUCCUGAUGGUGUCCUUAUAACAUCAUUACACUUGCUAUCACUAGCCUUAGACAUUUCUCAAGUGCAGAUCCAGUGUGGUGAUCUAGCUAGCUCGAUUCCUCUUCUAGCUUUUGCUAGUGAGGAAAUAUCUACAGGAUUAAAUGAUGGAUAUGACAAUCAAAGCUUAUUGUCUCUUCUUGUGUCAUUAAUGAGGAUAAAUAAAAGAGAGAAUCUGUACAAUUCUAUGGAGAAUGGUGGGUUCGACCUUUCUUCUUUGAUCAAGAAUCUUCUUCAGAAGUUUGCUGAGCUGGACUCUGGAUGCCUUACAAAACUACAGAUACUAGCUCCUGAAGUUGUUAACCAGCUAUCUCAUUCGAGUGAUGCUAAUAGCAGUGCUUCUAUUUCUGAUAGUGAUAAACGGAAGGCAAAAGCACGUGAGAGACAAGCUGCAAUAAUGGAAAAAAUGAAGGCACAGCAGUCAAAGUUCAUGGAGACCAUAAACUUAGCAGGAGAAAGUGGGUUAAAUUAUUCAAAUGACACUGAAGAAUGUAUUUCUGAUGUUGCAAAUGAAUCAGAUGGACCUGACCGAGUAAUAUGCUCUCUUUGUCAUGAUGCCAGUUCCAAGUCCCCCGUUUCUUUUUUAAUUCUUCUCCAGAAAUCGAGGGUUGCGGGUUUACUUGAUAAAGGUCCCCCGUCAUGGGAAAAACAAGUUAACAGAUCUGGGAAGGACAAGGAGCAAGUCGCUCCUAGUGAUGACAUGUUGAGUAUUCAAUCUUCAAGCAGUUCGGAAACUAUAUCAUCGCCCCAGUUAAUGGAUUUGGUUCAAAAUGCAAUUAAUGAAUUUGCUUCCACUGGCCAGCCAAGAGAGGUUGAUGCAUUUCUGGAAUUUAUAAAAGUUCGUUUUCCAUCUCUGAAAAAUAUACAUUUUCCUCAAACAUCACAUGAUAGCAGUCAACCAAGCAUAUCGUUGGGUGAGGCAUUUGAAGAAAAUAUGUACACUCAGAUUCUGAAUGUUAUGGAAAUUGACUCGGUGCAGUCAGAUGUGUUGAUAAAGGCUAAGGAUAUACCAGCUUCCGAGUUUAGUUCAAGCAGUACUUCAAAUGAAUCUCUGUUGCUCGGGAAGUACAUCGCUUCUUUAUCCGAUGAAAUAUUGAAUAAUCCAUCACCCUCAGAAACUGCCGGGUCCCGCAGUAAGGCACAACCUAGUUCAGUAACUUCACAUCUUCCAUCUGAUGGUUUUGGACCUUCAGAUUGCAAUGGGAUUUAUGUUUCUUCAUGUGGGCAUGCUGUGCAUCAGGGUUGCCUUGAUCGAUAUCUAAGAUCACUGAAGGAAAGGUAUACAAGAAGACUUGAUUUUGAAGGUGGUCAUAUUGUGGAUCCAGAUCAGGGGGAGUUUUUAUGUCCUGUUUGUCGGGGACUUGCAAAUUCCGUCUUACCUGAUUUGCCUAAAGAAAGACCGAAGGACAAUGGGCCAUUAAAAAGUCUAAGCCUUUCCCCCACAGAUGCUUAUGAUGUUUCUCUCCUUAGACAAUCCCUAUCUCUUCUGCAAGCUGCAGCUGAUGUUUCUAGAAGAAAUGAGUUUCUCAAAUUAUUUCCAGUGUCUCGCAAAGGAGGACUAGGCACAAAUAUUGAAUCUGCGGUUCGUCUACUACGUGAAAUGUAUUUCCCAGGAAACGAUAAAAUCUCAGGAUCGAACCGGUUAAGUGACUCAGUGAUCAUGUGGGAUACACUCAAAUAUUCUCUUGUAUCUACAGAAAUUGCAGCUCGAUCCGAAAGGACUUCUUCAGCUACCAAUAUUAGCACAAGUGCCUUGUAUGAGGAAUUAAGAUCCUCCAGUGGUUUUAUUUUGUCCUUAUUGCUUAAAAUUGUGCACAAUAUGCGUGUCCAAAGUUCACUUGAUGUUCUCUUAAGAUUAAGGGGUAUUCAACUAUUUGCAAGGUCUAUAUGCUGUGCUGAUACUAUUAAUGAAUCACCCAGUUACGGCCACAGAGGUGGAGAAAAUAUGAUGUGCAUGUUGGAAAAUGCUGAUAAUGGCAUACAAUUUCCCGAUGUUCAAUUUUGGUCAAUGGCAUCCAAUCCUGUUCUUGCAUCUGAUGCUUUUACAACUUUAAUGUGGAUCCUCUUCUGUCUUCCGGUGCCAUUAAUGUCAUCUGAGAAAUCGUUCUUACCUCUUGUCCAUAUGUGCUAUGUUGUCUCCAUAACUCAGGCUGUAAUAACCUAUUGUGGUAGGAAUGACGGUACUGUGAAUGAUAUUGCUUGCCAUGAUUCUCUUGUCACUGACAUAUUAAAAUUUAUGGGUGAACAUAGAUUCUUAAGUCAAUAUUUUGUUUCGAGUUAUGUUGAUACUUCUAGUGAUAUAAAGGAGAUAGUUCGAAGCUUGACCUUUCCUUUUCUGAGAAGAUGUGCACUCCUUUGGAAAUUAAUGAACUCGUCAAGUUUAGUACCAUUUAGUGGGGCGCACACGAUGGACUUUGCUUAUGCCUCUGCAGAAGAGUCUGUUGAAUAUGAAGAUUUGAAGAAGCUGUUUAAGAUUCCACCAUUAGACAACAUAGUUGCUGAUGACAUGUCACGUUCUUUGGUGUUUAAAUGGUUACAUCACUUAGCUGCAAAAUAUGAAGUUCGUGCUCCUUCAGGGGUUUUGUACUCAACUCCUGUAGUCCCUUUCAAGUUGAUGGUUUUGCCUUACCUCUAUCAAGAUCUCUUGCAAAGGUACAUAAAACAGAAAUGUGUCGACUGUGGAGCUGUUCAGGAUGAACCUGCAUUAUGCUUGUUGUGUGGUAAAUUAUGCUCACCAAGCUGGAAGACAUGCUGCAGGAAUAACAAGUGCCAAACUCAUGCAAUGUCUUGUGGUGCUGGUACUGGCAUCUUUCUAUUAAUUAGGAAAACUACAAUAUUACUUCAAAGAUCUGCACGUCAGGCACGUUGGCCGUCUCCUUACCUCGAUGCAUUUGGUGAAGAGGACAUUGAAAUGAACAGGGGAAAGCCAUUAUAUUUGAAUGAGGAACGCUAUGCAUCCCUAAGCUACAUGGUUGCUUCUCAUGGACUCGAUCGGAGUUCGAAAGUGCUGCAUCAAACAUCAAUAGGUGCUUUUCUAAUGCUGUAGAUUGGAUUCAUAGUAGAUGAUCUCUACUGGAGGGGGAGUGCGGAAUUGGCGGGGAAAGAUGGAUUUUUCAUCAUGUGCAAGUCUAUUGUUUUUGGUGUAUUCCUUCCUCCAGUCUCUUCAUCAUUUUGUACAGUUAUUGUAAAUAACUAUGCAAUACUUGAGCCUUAAAUGUUUUGAGUUGAAAUUAAAACAGAUAUUAACUUCUGGUCUUGCAAGUUUUUAGCAA